GCACUCUGUUGUUGUUUUUCUAACGCGCUGGCAUGAGCCAUCCCAUCGUAUUUGCUAGUAGACGCAUAAAAAAGCCCUUGUGUUUUUCCUUUUUUUUUCUUCUAUUUUGCCCCUUGGAUGGGCAUCUCAUGUUGCAAUUUUCUAGGAUAGGGUCCUGCGCACACAAUCGCGCGACAGUUCAAAACAAACGUCAAGUGAUGGAUAUUCGCGGAAAGUGGCACGCGCAUACAGUUAGGAUUCCGAAGACGAUCAUCACCAGCGGCAGCAGCACACCCAUAUUGAUCUAAUCGUCGUCGUCGUCGCUGGUUCGGCACGGUGGAAGCAAAUGACAGAAAGAAACGGCGGCGACGAAACAUCAUCAAGGUCAGCAAGAUGGUGAUUAGUGCUACGAAAAAGAUGUUUUUGUUGACAUUUGUGCUGUUCAUCAUGUGCGUAGUCCUGUUCUUUGUGCUAGUUGCGCUGAGGAAAAACGAAAAAACCAACCAAUGGGAAAACUUCAUUCGCCGGGGCCAAGCGAGGCAAACCGAUACGGGCGCUACCAAUCAUUGGUAUUAUGUGAUAAGAGAUCUUGAGAAGAUCAAAACCAUCUCGUCCGUGCAGAAUAUCGAACGGGCCUCGCGCAUCGAAACAACACAAACUGGAUUUGUGCUACACGGCUCGGACUACGAGAUCGCUUUCGAUCGGGUCAUACACAAUUCAACAGAAGCUGCCCCAGAAGAUUACACGCUGACACUAGUCAAACGGAAGCUGUACCCAUGGGAUGUGAAAUCAAGAACCAGUGAUGAUAAAGGCUGAUUUUGAUGAUGCUUACUUAAUUUGGUUAGUACUUAGUGUUCGCAGUUACCAUGAAUGAGGGAAGAAAGAAUGACAUUAGUUUGUAGUUAGUGUUCCGGAGCAACGAAUUUAAUGAACUGUUCGUGUGAAUGUGAUGUGAUAACAACCCAGUUGCCGAAUUGAACAUCGUUCUAUAAAAUUCAACUUUACAUGAAUUUAUUGUAAUAAAUAUUCGAACUGA
Toxorhynchites rutilus septentrionalis is the source of this 1015-nucleotide messenger RNA. RefSeq lists its product as uncharacterized. The transcript is spliced from 2 exons. NCBI's taxonomy places the organism in Eukaryota, Metazoa, Arthropoda, Insecta, Diptera, Culicidae. The record is from RefSeq and is a predicted model, not a curated record. The coding region runs from base 373 to 795 and encodes 140 amino acids.